GACUCUGGAAGGGCCACUGGAAGAGGAGCCUGGCUAUAGUGAUGCCCAACAAGACUGGAAAAGCAACCCUGUGAGGUAAAUCAGGCUGCAAGAAUGACUGAGGUCACCCGUUAAGUUUCCAUGGCACAACGCCAUGGUGAACGCUGCUGCUUCCUCCAACAGGGACCUUUUUGAACUCAGCAGUAAUGAUACAGCAGAAAUCAACUUGCACGCAGUGGAGUCCAUUAGCGACCUGCAUUGUGUGUCCAGCAGACACGACCAUGUCAAGGGCUCAGAAGGGAGUGCCCACUCUCAACUUAAUACCACACAGACUCCACAUGGGGCAUUCUCCAAGCACGUCCGUCUCCCCGAUGAAGAUGACUCAUCCUUCCUACCACCAGGCCAGGCUGUUCACAUCAUCCCUGCUUGUACCUGCUGCCCCUGUUUCAGUCCCACCUGCUGCCCAACAGGCUUCUUUGCUCUCCUUGGCGUGCUUGUAGUGGCCAGCCUUGCUCUAGCCACACUGGCUGUCUAUCUGAGUGUCUUACAGAGCGAGUCACUUCGUGUUCUUGCCCGAUGGUUGGAGUCCCAGGAAGCGACCAUCCGGCAAAUGAGGGCCAUGAGCUUACACGUAUGGAGUCAACUAAAUGUCAGUGACCCUGGGGCUCGAACCUGAGUUAACUUCCAUCACCUCUACCUUCCCCUUGGGGAGCCUGGUUCCAAUCUUACAGAAGAGGGGAAACCAACUCACUGCUUGACACAUUGUAGACACUGACCUGACUUGAGAUGGCAAAUGAGAUUCUGAAGCAAAAAGUUCUCCAGAAUCCCUGGUGGGGAGAGUCCUCCAGGCAUCAGUGGAUACAGACCUCAGGCUGUCUGAAGAAGGCAGAACAGAGGGGAAGAAAUGGUACCGAGACCUAAUAGGAAUGGUGUUUCUCAUGUGCAGCCUUUCUCCAACUCAUUUUUUAAAAUCACAUACAGUGUUCUAGCACCUUACUCACACCCAAUUGUUCCACUAUAUACCCAUUUUGAUCCUAUCUUUGAGCAAGUAUCUGAUAUAUGACAAUUAAAGUGACAAAACUAGAUCAGCUACUUUUUAACUAAUGCAUAUGACUUACUUCCUUAGUAGAUUUGGCUGGUUUAUGAAAUUCAGGUGCAGCAUGUAGAAAAGAGACUAGAAGCAUGUAAAGAACUAGGCUUGGGAACAAAGAAGAAGGGCUUGUGGGAUAUCAAAAUAUUAAGAGGAACAUAAUUAA
Eublepharis macularius is the source of this 1235-nucleotide messenger RNA. RefSeq names its product leucine rich single-pass membrane protein 2 (gene LSMEM2). The transcript has 5 exons. The record is from RefSeq and is a predicted model, not a curated record. NCBI's taxonomy places the organism in Eukaryota, Metazoa, Chordata, Lepidosauria, Squamata, Eublepharidae. Bases 134 to 655 code for a protein of 173 amino acids.